This is a messenger RNA of Rhopilema esculentum, 4256 nucleotides long. RefSeq lists its product as uncharacterized. Gene Ontology annotation, cellular component: Golgi cisterna membrane. The record is from RefSeq and is a predicted model, not a curated record. Gene Ontology annotation, molecular function: acetylgalactosaminyltransferase activity. Lineage: Eukaryota; Metazoa; Cnidaria; Scyphozoa; Rhizostomeae; Rhizostomatidae.
GUUUGUUUGAAUACUAAACCUUGUCAAGCAAUAGAUCAGUAGCUAAGCACUUUGUUUCCUUCCCUGGCUGACAAAAUCAAUGAGAAAAAGGAAUUUAUUAAAUGAAACAUAGACAAACUUGUUAUAUGAUUCUUGUUCUGUUUUGUAUAUAAUUCAGUUAUAAUAUCGCAGUUAAGUCUUCAAAACUCCAUCGACCGGACAAAGAGAUAACACUUAAAUUAAAUCACGUCCCUCAAAUCGGUUUCAAACCUUGAAAAGAAGAGAUUACUUGUCUUGAUAGUGGCAAUUUAUAACAAUGCACAACCUGUCAUGUUUGUAAUGCUUUUAGUAAUCACAAGAAACACGUUACAGGCUUAAAGAAACACGUAAAGGAAGUACUGGAUACGGCAUUAGGGACGUGGUAAAAUCAUGUGCUGAUGCAAAACUUAAAGGCUAAGUGAUGAGAAGAAUCAAACUAGGGCUAAAGAGAUUGAGGACAAUGGCUUGGACAGGAAGACGGAGAUACCAAAAAGCGUUUAUCAUCCUCAUUCUGGCUCCACUGUGCCUGCGAUUAGCUCCUUUUUCUUUCUAUGACCAUAAGCAUCUUAAAAAUGGCAAAGUAUUUCACCUCAGCUUUGAUGGAGAAAAUCCUUUUCUAGCAAAUUUGAUGGAUUCUAGCGAUGGAAGAAAUCACGAGGGUUUCCCGUCUGUAGAUCAGCCAAAGCCUUUGCAUGACAAAGAAGACAACAGUGGAGGCAUUGCUACCGGGAUAGUGUCUGUUAAUACCAAAGAAACAUUUCACACAAACUCCGAUAAGCGACUCUCAUAUGGAAGGGAAAUGAAACACUCUAGCAUUGAAACAAUCAUACAAGAUGCACUGCAUUCAACUAAACAAAAUUUACAACAAAAAUAUACUUCUGAUCGUCUUAGAUAUAGCGAGAAUUUGAAAAGCCUCAAUGAUAUAGCAAAGACAAUUAGCACGUUAGGCAUCUCAAAUGGAAAAGUUAAUGUGUAUACAUAUCAUGACGUAUUUACAGAUUUCGACAACCUUAACUUGCAUUGGAAUCCAUUGUUUCCCCAUAUUCCACGACGAGGCUUUUUUGCCACAAAGCUGGAGGACGAUGACUGGGUACAUGAAACUAUUUCACGGAGAUUUCUUGGCUACCUUCACGCUAAUAAAACUGGAUAUUACACUUUCAAAUUUUAUUCUACAUCUCCUUUGGAUUUUCUUUUGUUCGAUGAAAGUUUUAGCAAGGAUAAGAUUUUACUUCGACUAGGCCAAUUAAGUACAGGUAUCCGAAAAUCGAAUGUUUUUCGAGGAGUUUCAAAAGAGAUUUGGUUGGAACAGGGCAAAGCGUACCCUAUAGAUUUAAUUCAUUCUUGCAUUGGAAGGGGACGUUUCUUACUACGAUGGAAGGAAAGAAACUGGCCAAUAUUUGCUGCUAUAGGUUUCCGCCAUCUUUCUUCUCUACAUAGCAACACUUCCGUGUUUAGCUCGCAACCAGAUAGUUACGUUUACACUGGUGGUGUUCCAGAGCUUCGUAGAAAAUUCCAGAACGACAGUAGAAUUCAUUUUGGUAGCAAAAUUCAGUUAACUAGCAAAUCAAGCAAAACAGGGCUUGAAGCAUGUGCUUACAAGCCGAGUUAUCUGUUUCUUGGAAAUAAAUUGAUUUUGUACUAUGGCCAGCUGCAGUUAAGAAAGGAAAAGAUUUACCCAAACGAUAAUGCUAAUUACAAGGCUAAUGAUGUUAAAAUGGAUCGAUUUCUCGGCGAGGAUACAGCAAAGGCAGUUGCAAACGAUGUUUUUGCUGCUGUCAACAAAGCAAAUAAUGGAAUAUUUGAACUUCAGAAUAUCGUUCAUGUAGAAGAGAAUCACGACAAGAAACGCUACUUAGUAGAGCUGGAUUUGAAAAGCAAAGUCGAUGGAAAAAUUUAUCGUUUCAGUGAUUACUUUCUGAGACCAGAUAAAAGCAGGAGACUUUGCCUUCCUGAAGGAUAUUCACAAUGGAAUCAUCAAGCUAAAAUCUACUUGAUUUGCGUCGUUAAAAAUCAGCGACAAUGGUUUCAGUAUCUCAUAAAAUCACUUGAAGAUUUGAUCAAAAGGACAGGAGAUAGGAACCUUCAUUUGGUGACAGUCGAUUUUCAUAGCACUGACGGAGACUUACAAAGCCUUUUAAAGAACAGCAAAUUGAACUAUACUUUUCUGCAGUUGACUGGGAAAUUUUCGAAAGUUGUGGGAUUGAAUGAAGGAGUCAGGCAUAUUCAUCGCAAUGACAGUAUAGUGUUUAUAAUGGAUUUAAAUUUACAGAUCCCUGAUCAUAUAUUUGAUCAAGCUAGAAAGCAUACGAUAGAAGGACUGAUGACCUACUGCCCAGUCUUGUUACGAAUGCCAGGGACAGAACAUCCCGAAUACACUAAGGUGGAAGAUUCCGCAUGGAUGGAGAUCGGCUACGGAAUGAUGUCAAUUUACAAAAGUGAUUGGCUUAGGGUUGGAGGAAUGAAUGAAACAUUUUUCAAAUAUAAAUGGGGAGGAGAAGACUGGGAGUUUGUUGACCGAGUUGUGAUGAGCAGACUCGAAAUAGUGCACCCAAGACUGCCUGGGUUUUAUCACAUAUAUCAUUCGACCAUUGGCACGUGGGACGGAUCGAAGACGUUUUAGUUCCAAGGUUAUUACAGAGAACUCAAAGUAUGACAUCAACAAGCAACACAAUAUUUCAAAAUUGUUUACCUUUGACCUCAUGACGUAAAAGAACACCAUGAAAUACUUCGAAUGUGGAAAACGAAAGAACUGCGAGUAUGGGACUAUGGGACUAUUGCACUUUGGCUGUUUUGACCUGUUUCAAAGAUUUGAGGACCAAGAGAGAACGACAGUAAUUUAUGAGGAAGGAGCUCCCUUUUGUAGCUAUACAUCUCAUCCAAUUUGUGGCACACUUUUUUAUAACGCUUCAUGAGGUUAUGCUAUUUGUUGUAUAGAACAUGACGGUUCUAAGUUGCUACUCUGAGUUUCAAGCUUAAUGUGACCAUCAGGCUUUUUGAAGUUAUAGUAUCAAAAACCCGAUGAAGUAUAGUAUCAAAAAACAUGUUUUAGAAGUUACUUCUUUGCAACUCUAUCGGAAAUAGGGGUAACUUGACAUCGUGAUUAUUCAUCCAAGAUUAUUAGGUCAAAAAGGAGUAUAUCGCUCCUGUGGCGAUUUUUACGAAUUCUUUAAAAAGGACUCUAUCUAUUGCAAAAGGAUCCCUGUUUUUUAAACAUUUUUGUAUGAUAUUUUUUCAAAGAGACAGUUGAGUCAAGUAAGAAUAGAUUUUUUGUAUGCCAAGGCUUCAUGCUGAUCUUCAAUUCCUGUCAAAAGUCUUUGAACGCUCUGUUGCUGUUUUACUGUUUUAAAAGUUAGUAGUGAGCAUAACUGUUCAUGGUCCUUCUCCCCCAAAUCAACAUCUUGUAGUGAUAAACUGCACAGUACUUUCAAUCUCUCAACAUGAAAUAAAACAAUCUUUUCAGAGAAAAGGAUACUAUUGAGAAUAUAAAGUAUUGCAAAAUUAGUGCAGAAAAAAAAGAUUUUUGACAUUGAAUGAGCAUCUUAGCAAAGCGAAUGAGCAUUGUUUGCAUGCAGAAGAAAACUCGAAUGACCAGAAAACGUCCUUUCACUUGAUUCGAGAAGUUAAGAUGUGAUGAAGACUUUGGUCUGAAGAAUUUUAAUGACGAGGAAAUGUGAGAAAGACUGGUAGUGCAGUAGUUAAUUCCUAUGCAUUAAUUUGUAAUGGUCAUUCUCAUUGAAAGAAAUUUGCUGUAAAAAGUCUGCUCUUUUUGCUGCCUUUUGGCUUUGAAAAAGGACUCAGUAACAAGGACGAACCACGCAAACAGCAUCGUAGAAGCAAAGGAUAAUUUUACGAUUUGAAAACAGGAAAAAAUUAAGCUUUAUACCAACUUUGUAAGACAAAAUUGAGCAUUUUGUAUACGUCGAAUUGUCAUUAAUAGCAGGUAAUCAGAAGCAUAGUUAAAGGUGGGAUAAAGCGGCAAAUUACAAAUCAUUACAAAAGAUCCUAUGAUUAAGUUGUUCUGUUGUACAUUGAAGUAGGGGAGGGGAGCAUUGCUACCAUAUGGCAUUUUUCUGAUUAACCAUUAUGGAUACGCAAAAAUACGUUUUCUUGCAGCAACCAUAUCUGAAGGUUCUACUUUUUGAAAUGCCUUUUCAGUCCGCAGGAAUAGACUUUUAAAUAUGUGGGAAAUGUUUUCGUACUUCUACUUGAAUAGGUGUUUUACGAUCUUGACAUAAUCU